UUAUUGAUGUCUCAGCUGUGCGAUGCCAUACCCCUCCGCCUCCUACAGGAGGCGUCGCAGAUCAAGCAAGCAGCCAAUUUUCUCUCCCUCUUGUCUCACACUGUGCUCCACUUCAUCUCCUGCAGGAUCACAUACUUAUCCUUGAGGACUUCAGGGCUGCACGUGCAAAUCAUGAAGUCCCUCUUUUUCCUCUUCAUUAUUUGCAGUGCAGACGCGCUGCUCAAACAACGGAGAGGUCUGGGGCUGGUCUGCACCUUCAAAGACAAGACGUAUAAACCUGGAGACAGUUGGCAUCCUUAUCUGGAGCCUUUCGGGUUCAUGUUCUGCAUGCGCUGCGUCUGCACAGAGUCGGGCCAUGUGAAAUGCAACACGAUCAAGUGUCCGGCUCUGUCCUGCGAGAACCCAGUGGUGGACCCACAGCAGUGCUGUCCACGGUGCUCGGAUGAGCCCCGCAGUCCUGCUGGCCUGAGGGCUUCAGUCAGGUCCUGCAGGUACAAUGGUAGUGUUUAUCAACCCGGGGAGAGCUUCGCCAAACAUGACCUCUUCCCAUCCAAGCAGAGCAACCAGUGUGCCAUGUGCACUUGUGCUAAUGGAAAUAUCUUCUGCGGCCUGAAGACCUGUCUGCCAGUCACAUGCGCCGCUCCAGUCACAGUCCCGGACUCUUGCUGUUUGAUGUGUAAAGAUCAGAGCGGCGUUUUCUUGUCCACUGAAGAUGGAAGCCUGCAGCUGAACCGAGGCGUUAGACACUCGGUGGACCAGUGCUCAGGAGAGCAGGGCCGGACCAAGCCGGGGCCCCACAGGGUCAGGACCCCCAGCCGCGGCCUAAGCCUCAGCAAACUUAACCUCAAAGGUGCCUCGGAGACCACGGUGAAAAUUCUCUUGCAGAGGAAACACCAGCGAGCUUGUUUGUACAAUGGCAAGACCUACUCGCAUGGAGACAUGUGGCAUCCAGUUUUGGGCAAGGUCCUGGAAUGCAUCCUGUGCUCUUGCAGCGACGGCCUGCAGGACUGUAAACGCAUCACGUGUCCGAGCAAGUACCCGUGCAGGCGGCCUGUGAAACUAGCAGGGAAGUGCUGCCUGACAUGUCCAGAAAACAAAACUGAAGGGAACCAGACCCAGUGCUACACCGGCUACAAAAAUAACCUUCUGGUGUACAAAGUGGAGCCGGCGCUGAAAGUGGACUCGCCCAACACGGUUCGGAUCAUCGUGGUGGAAAAGCAGAGCACGGCUGAGGUGGAGGUUCAGGUCUGGAAGACGGUGGAAGGGGUUUUACAGCUGAUGGAAAUCGGGGAAGUCCAAAGAAAAGACAUCACGGAUCAUCCGGAAAACUUCACAUUACUCACCACUUUGGAUGAAGACAAGUGGAGAAAAUUCAAGGAGGAAGGACAAGACCUGAACAGAGCUCAUCCAUCUCUGUGUGAGGACGGCAUCCGGGAGAUGGUGACCUUCCUCAACCCCAAACAGACUGAAGGCCGCUGCUCGCCGUGAUCACCAGCCGUGGUCCCCACAGCCCCACGUUUUGCACUCCUGCACCUACUCCUGUAGCAUUUCAACUUCUUGUAGUCGUAACAACAAACAUCUGAGUUUCCACUGAAAUACAUCUUAGAUUACAGCCACAUCUUUUGCACAAUGUUCAGAAUGUACUUGUUUUUUACAUCGUCGUAGUAUAUUUAUUGUAAAUAUGAUUUUUUUUAAUUGAUGUGUAUUAUGUGUCUCUUGUACAUUUUGAUGGAUUUAAAUGGAAUUAUGCAAAAAGUCUCUCCACUCCUGUGUUUAUUUUAUGAAAAAUAAUUAUUGGAGUGCAAAAGAAUUCAGCCCUUGGAAGCCGAACUUUUUGAAUAAAUAUUUACAGUGAAAAAGUCGGUCUGGGUCGCGAGAAUGGGUCAUGAUGAACAUCACUUCAUGAACCACAUUCACUACGUGUUAAAAUGGUGACAGUCUGCCUGCUGAGUGAGUCACGCUGCUCUGCUUCCAUCAGAACCUCCUGAAGGGCGGAGGAGAUUCUUCCUGCUGCCAAGGAUGAAACAUUAUCUCGGACAGGAGUUGAAACUCAUUCAGCUG
Synchiropus splendidus (mandarinfish) is the source of this 2061-nucleotide messenger RNA. RefSeq names its product chordin-like 2 (gene chrdl2). Gene Ontology annotation, molecular function: protein binding. Bases 7 to 1488 code for a protein of 493 amino acids. The transcript is spliced from 11 exons. NCBI's taxonomy places the organism in Eukaryota, Metazoa, Chordata, Actinopteri, Syngnathiformes, Callionymidae. The record is from RefSeq and is a predicted model, not a curated record.